GAACGCACCACUACAGGUGCCCUGUUCAGAAGCACAAAACAGUUGUGUCACAAGACGUAGAGUAACAGGUCGUCAAAAGUUGCCCACCAUGCAGCAGUACACUCCUUCACAGCUUCCACAAUGGCAACACCAGCAACAUUUUCAAACCCUACACGAGAGGCACAAGACCUUAAUGAGAAGGAGAGUGAAGCAUACCAGCAAGGCCAAGAUGCCGACACAUUCACUGCAGAUGUAGAGAAAGGCGCACAAAGCCAAGCACUAUCAACACACACAGGCGAACACACACUAAGCGGUGAUGCGCCCGUACACGAGGAGGCACGGGAUCCAAACGUUGUUGACUGGGACGGGCCUGACGAUCCUGCGAACCCUCUGAACUGGCCGGCAAAGAAGAAAUGGUCUAUCAUUGCUGCACUGGGAGCUGUUACAUUCAUCACACCGCUCGCGUCAUCGUUCUUUGCGCCUGGUGUGCCGCAGGUUAUGCGUGCUUUCGAGGAGCAGUCGAAUCUGAUGGCUACAUUCGUCGUGUCUGUGUACCUUCUCGGGUUCGCUAUUGGCCCUCUUGUAAUCGCACCCAUGUCCGAGAUGUACGGACGCAUGCCCAUCUACAACAUCUGCAACGUCCUCUUCAUCAUCUUCAACAUCGCCUGUGCCCUUUCAAACUCUAUGGGAAUGCUCAUCGCCUUCCGACUCCUUGCUGGUUGCGCCGGUGCUUCACCCCUCACACUUGGAGGCGGCACAAUCGCAGACAUAUUCCCACCCCAGCAACGCGCGGGCGCCAUGGCCAUCUACUCCGUGGGGCCCCUACUCGGUCCCAUCAUCGGUCCCGUAUGUGGUGGUUUCCUUGUCGAGUCUCUCUCCUGGCGCUGGGUAUUCUGGAUCCUGGCCAUCUUUGGCGGCGUCUUCAGUCUCUCGUUCGCGUUCCUCGGCCACGAGACCUUCCACCAGACCAUUCUGGACAAGAAAGUCGCUCGUCUCCGUAAGGAGACAGGGAACAUGGAGCUCCGCUCGAAACUCAACAACGGGCUUCCGCCUAAGGAGGUCUUCACCCGCGCUAUUGCGCGCCCGAUGAAGAUGCUCUUCUUCUCGCCCAUUGUGUUCCUCAUGUCGCUCUACAUCUCCGUCAACUACGGUAUCUUGUACCUGUUCUUCACGACCAUGACGUUCGUCUUCGAGGGCCAGUAUCACUUCUCCUCUGGCGCUGUCGGACUCGCAUAUCUUGGUAUGGGCGUGGGUAUGAUUCUGGGCAUGGGUGUGCUGGGUACAAUGUCCGACAAGAACAUUAAAAAGCACCAGGCCAAGGGUAACGCGAAGCCUGAGCACCGUUUGCCUAUGUUUCUUACUAUUCCUGGCGCUGUUAGUUUGCCGUUGGGGAUUUUCUUGUAUGGGUGGACCACGUAUUAUGGUGUGCAUUGGAUUGUCCCCAUCAUCGGCACAGCUUUCAUUGGCGUCGGCAACCUCACUGCCAUGAUGACCAUCCAGACCUACCUCGUUGACGCCUUCAACGUGCACGCCGCGUCAGCCAUCGCCGCCAACACCGUUCUUCGCUCUGUUUUCGGCGGCGUGCUGCCCCUCGCUGGGCUCGACAUGUACGACAAGCUCGGUUUGGGCUGGGGUAACUCGUUGCUCGGGUUUGUUGCACUGUGCUUUAUCCCUGUGCCUGUGCUGUUCAGGUUGUAUGGCGAGAGGAUUAGGACGAACCCUAAGUUUCAGGUACAGUUCUAGGUUGAUAGUUGUGAAGUAGAGAAGAGGGGGAAGAACGUUAGGAGUGAGUGCAUUGCAUAGCAUGGCGAAUUUGCAUGAUAGAAAGUCUUUUACGCAGUAUAUACCCCUAUAGUAUAAUCAUUGUAAUCAAAGAUGUGGCAUGG
This is a messenger RNA of Macroventuria anomochaeta, 1865 nucleotides long. Its product is annotated as MFS general substrate transporter. NCBI's taxonomy places the organism in Eukaryota, Fungi, Ascomycota, Dothideomycetes, Pleosporales, Didymellaceae. The transcript is spliced from 4 exons. Gene Ontology annotation, biological process: transmembrane transport. Gene Ontology annotation, molecular function: transmembrane transporter activity. The record is from RefSeq and is a predicted model, not a curated record. The coding region runs from base 121 to 1722 and encodes 533 amino acids.